This is a messenger RNA of Amphiprion ocellaris (clown anemonefish), 10591 nucleotides long. RefSeq names its product potassium voltage-gated channel, subfamily H (eag-related), member 3 (gene kcnh3). The record is from RefSeq and is a predicted model, not a curated record. Gene Ontology annotation, cellular component: membrane. NCBI's taxonomy places the organism in Eukaryota, Metazoa, Chordata, Actinopteri, Pomacentridae. The transcript is spliced from 15 exons. Gene Ontology annotation, biological process: potassium ion transmembrane transport; regulation of membrane potential. Bases 836 to 4405 code for a protein of 1189 amino acids. Gene Ontology annotation, molecular function: voltage-gated potassium channel activity.
CUCCUCUAUUGUCCUCUUAUGGAGCCAAAAAAACCGCUUUAAACCAGGACACCGUUAAUUCCAUGUAAGUGAACGACUUUCUAAACAGAAUUAAAGACACUGUGAGACGCAGAAAGGUGGACUUCUUUUCUAAAUUAAAAAAUAAAUAAAUGAAAAACACGCUGCCCUCCUUUUUACGCAAACAGCAAAUACAACCUUUCCAGACAGAUCCAGCAGGUUCUGGCGUCUGGUUGGAUUUUUACGCAGCGCGCUCGGAUCAGAUGAAGGAUAAAGAAAAAGGCCACCGGCUUCCAAACAUCUCUUUGUUGUCUCCCACCUCCACUUUGAAACGGGGACCACGGCUUGACAGGACCUGAGAGGCGUCAUGUGACUCUGCAUCUGCUCUCAGUUGUGGAUAAGAUAACCACGCAACCGGAGAGAGAGAGAGAGAGAGAGCGGCAGAGAGAGGGCAGCGCCGAGGAGGAGCUUAUAAGAUCCACUGCGCGCACCGUCGGCACCAAAACUUACCGUCUAUCCAUCCAUCCUCACCUCUCUCCGGCGCGCGCACACACGGACUCUGCGUUGGUUUUAAUCUGAUUUUUCCCUCCUCCUCCGUCGGAAGGUGCACAGGUGCAUCCCCCACGCCGCCCCGCUCGCUCUGCGCUGAGUUGAUUAUGGUCACAACCCCCGCGGUGCCAAGGUGGAGCCACCGCGCGUAUCUCGGAUCGGUGCGCUUCUCCAGGGGCUGGGAUGCGCACCGGGCACCUCUCGAUUCCUGCCGAGUUUCGGGUCUGAGCCGGAGUCCAGCGCGGCCCCGGGGCGCCGCGGCAGGAGGACCCAGUCGACCCGGAGCAGGAUGCCGGUGAUGAGAGGGCUGCUGGCCCCGCAGAACACCUUCCUGGACACCAUCGCCACCCGCUUCGAUGGCACCCACAGCAACUUUGUUCUGGGAAACGCCCAGGUCCAGUCGCUCUACCCCAUUGUCUACUGCUCCGACGGGUUCUGCGAGCUCACCGGUUAUGCUCGCGCCGAACUCAUGCAGAAGAGCUGCGCGUGUCACUUCCUGUACGGCCCGGAGACGAGCGACCGGUCGACGGCUCAGAUCCAAGGAGCUCUGGAUGACCGGAGGGAGUUCAAGACCGAGCUGGUCUUCUACAAGAAGGAAGGUACACAGUUCUGGUGUCUCCUGGACAUCGUGCCCAUUAAGAAUGAGAAAGGCGAGGUGGUUCUGUUCCUCGUGUCCCACAAAGACAUCACAGAUAAGAAGAAGGACCAGGAUCCUGAACAAGGGCCUGACACUGAUGAGGAGACGGGUUUGGAGGUGCAUCAGGUAACUCGCCCGCCGGGCUUCAACGCCAACCGGCGCCGCAGCCGAGCCGUCCUCUACCACCUGUCAGGACACCUGCAGAAACAAGACAAGAGCAAACUCAAGAUCAACAACAACAUGUUUGGGGAGAAACCUCCGAUCCCAGAGUACAAAGUGGCAGCCAUCCAGAAGUCUCGCUUCAUCCUGCUGCACUACGGCACCUUCAAGGCCGGCUGGGACUGGCUGAUCCUGCUGGCGACCUUCUACGUGGCCGUCACCGUCCCCUACAACGUCUGCUUCACGGUGGGCGGCGGGCGGGACGAAGGCAGCAGCAGCGCCCCCCGGAGCCCACCCAGCGUCAGCGACAUCCUGGUGGAGAUCCUCUUCAUUCUAGACAUCUUGCUGAACUUUCGAACUACAUUCGUGAGCACGUCGGGUCAGGUGGUGUACGACGCCCGCUCCAUCUGUGUCCACUACGUCACCACGUGGCUCUUUGUGGAUCUCAUCGCCGCCCUGCCCUUCGACCUGCUGUACGCUUUCAACGUCAGCGUGUACUUUGGGGUCCACCUGCUGAAGACGGUUCGGCUGCUCCGGUUGCUUCGGCUGCUGCAGAAGUUGGAGCGUUACUCCCAGUACAGCGCCGUGGUCCUCACCCUGCUCAUGUCCAUGUUCGCCCUGCUGGCCCACUGGAUGGCCUGCGUCUGGUACUUCAUCGGUCGCAGGGAGAUCGAGAGCCCCGGAUCCUGGGAUAUUGGUUGGCUCCAUGAACUGGCCAAGCGUCUGGGAACUCCCUACUUCCUGUCUCCGCUGUCAUCAUUGGUUCCCUCAACGGUCAGCAGCCUCCUGACCAGCAGCAGCAGCCAGUGGAACAGCUCCAAGGCCGCAGGACAGAGCUGGAACUCCAGCCAGAUCUACGGGAAUGUGUCCGGUGGAGGCGGAGGAGGAAACCUGGGCGGCGGUCCAUCGAUGCGCAGCAGCUACGUCACCUCGCUGUACUUCGCUCUGAGCAGUUUGACCAGCGUCGGGUUUGGAAACGUGUCGGCCAACACGGACUCAGAGAAGAUCUUCUCCAUCUGCACCAUGCUGAUCGGAGCGCUGAUGCACGCCGUGGUGUUCGGUAACGUCACCGCCAUCAUCCAGAGGAUGUACUCGCGCCGCUCGCUGUAUCACACCAGAACCAAGGACCUGAAGGACUUCAUCAGGGUCCACCGGCUGCCCAAGGCCCUGGAGCAACGCAUGCUGGAGUGUUUCCAGACGACCUGGUCAGUCAACAACGGCAUCGACGUCAGUGAGCUCCUGAAGGACUUCCCUGACGAGCUGAGGGCCGACAUCGCCAUGCACCUGAACAAAGAGCUGCUGCAGCUGCCUCUGUUCGAGUCGGCCAGCCGAGGCUGCCUUCGCUCCCUCAGCCUCAUCAUCAAGACCUCCUUCUGCGCUCCAGGAGAGUUCCUCAUCCGACAGGGAGACGCCCUGCAGGCCAUCUACUUUGUCUGCUCCGGCUCCAUGGAGGUCCUGAAAGACAACACUGUGCUGGCUAUUCUGGGUAAAGGAGACCUGAUCGGCUCCGACUCUCUGACCAAGGAGCAGGUGAUCAAGACCAACGCCAACGUCAAGGCUCUGACCUACUGCGACCUGCAGUACAUCAGCCUGAAGGGGCUCCGCGAGGUGCUGCGACUUUACCCCGAAUAUGCCCAGAAAUUCAUCAGUGAGAUCCAACACGACCUCACGUACAACCUGCGAGAAGGACAUGGAGCCGACGUGGAUUGGGAAAGCAACGGCGGCCUGGUGAAGAAGCUUCCGUCCAUCCGCGAGGACGAGGAAGGCGACGAGGAGCCCAACUCAGUGUCUCGGGCCCCUCGGUCGCCGCUGCAUCUUAGCCGAGGCCUCAACUCGCCGCUGCGUUCCCCCCUGCUGCCUCCGAGGCCUUUCAGGGCCCCGUCCGACUGCCGGCCCUCCACCCUGCAGAUCCCAGUGGUCAGCUUCAGCAGCGCACCGCCUGAACUCAGCCCCAGAUUCGUGGACGGUAUUGAAACCGAGAGCAACUCCACGUUGUCGCAGAAGUUUGAGUUCAGCCCCAGUCUGUCGCCUGCAGGUCCACCUUCUCCAUAUCCAGGGAUCCGAGAACACUCAGAGAUCAAGCAGAGUGUGUCCAAACUGACUGAGGAGAUGAACAGUCUCUCUAAACAAGUCUCUACACUCAGUCAGGAGCUGCAGGAAAUGACACGCCUGCUGAAGCCCCUCCUCCAACCAGCGCCUCAGCCCGUCCUGAUGACCAUGAUGCCAAACCUGACCCCGCCCCCCAGCAGCGCCAGCCAGCUGUCAUCCGCCUGCCUGGUGCCACCACCCAUCGCCACACCUUGUUCCCUGCAGAGACCCGACACUCGUUCCCUAUUGGACAGCGGAGACAUCGAGGGUGUGGACUUGCCAGGAUGCCUUCUCCCGACUCCUCAUUCACCACAAAGGCCUAAUUCAUCUCCCCCAGCACCGGCGCAGCCCCCGCCCAACCCCCUAGGGGGCAGCAUCACGAGGCCCAGCCUUUCCUCACCAGAGGAAGGACUUCCAGAGGGGUCCCCGGUCCCCCGAAGCCUGCACGCUUCCUCCAGUAAUGGGAUAUUUGUUCCGUCGCUGCAGGACCAGCCUCCCCUGGCAUCCCACACCCCGUCGCCUUCCCUCUCCUUCUCCUUGUCCCUCGCCUCCUCACCGUCCCUCUCCCCCUGCCAGGGUCCUCACCUGUCCAGACAUGGCAGCUGUGCCGGCAGAGGUCUCCUCCCUCCGCCUCCCUCCCAGGACGCCCCUCGCUCCCCGUCCUCUCACUUCUCAGCUCCCCCGUCCCUCACAUCCUCCCCUGGAGCUCAUCGGCGGCGACCUUCCCCGUCCGCCCCCGUCGUGUCCACCUCCACCCCCGCCCACCCAUCCACCGUCUCCCUGCCGCUGUCUCUGGACUUUGCGAGAAGAGAUACCCAGACUUGGUGUAACUCUCAGCAGCACCACAGGGGGGAGGCAAGGGAUGGUGCUCGCCCCCAGGAGCUGGAGAUGCAGGAGUGGGGGAGGCAGGUGGAGGAGGGGAGGUCCUCCACGGAGCACAUCAGCUUCAUCGACGAAGAGGAGCCGGCGUUGUGAGAGACAGAGUAGCAGGAAGAGGUCGGGUCAGAGCAGGGAAGCAGACAGCUGGUUCAUCUCACACAGGCAGGUAAACACACCUGGGAGCCUGAGACACAACGCCAGCUGUCCGCAAAUCAGCCCCAACCAGUGCUUUUUCUGCACCGACCAACCACAGCAGCACAAAUUGUCUUACAGUAUCAACAGUUCAGUAGCACGAGGACACACAGGACCAGAGCACAUCCUUUUAUCCGGCUCGAAUUUAGCUCUUUGCAGCUAAGCGAACACACAAUGUUGCUUUUUGAUCCCAGUACGGAUGUCUCCUCCUCUUCAAAGGGCAAGUAGAGGCUCCUAAAUGCAGACAAGAUGGUUUACCUAUGGAGGUGACAUGAAAAAAAGUGGAAGCUGGUCUUGUUUUUGUUGUGUUUUUGCACAAAAAUCCUCAUCAUGCAUUCUUCACUUGGUGCAGGAAUCACUAAGAUACAGAUACAGACUGAAGUCUAAGUAGCUUUUAUGCAUUUUUUUUUGCUCCUGUUGCAUUUUUGCUUCACUGUGGGAUCAUUUUUCACUGAAAUAUAAAGUCAUGCACCUCUGUGGAAACAGAACAACCAUGACUAGAAGGAAAGAGAACUCACAGAUGACUUCUGUACAGUUUGGCCCAUUUAGAAUGCCUUUUUUUUUUUUUUUUUUUUUUAAAGAAGAAAAGCUAAAGUUACUGAAUGUAAAAGCAGUGGAUGACUGAACAAUAAAAAGGCGUACCACUGUUUAUUUGAUUAUUUAUUUUUAACAAUUAAAAACAAAACAAACAAAAAAAUAUUACUCCACAUAUUCAACAUUUUUUCAUUUUUAAACAUGCUGAUUCCAGGUUUUUCAACUUUUGCAAAAAAUAUAAUCAAAGCAAUUCAACCUUCAUUCUUUCUUAUUUCAUGUUGUAUGGCAUUCUAACGGUUUCAUACCGCACAGAAGAUAUUUCUGAGUUCUCUCUACUUGUUGUCAUGAUUGUGUUGUUUCCAUAGAGGUGCAGGACUUUAUACUGCAGUAAAAAAAAAAAAAAAAGAGCACACAGUGAGUAAAACUGUGACAGAAGCAAAAAACAUCCAGAAACUGCUUGGAGUUCAGAGGGUUAAUAAAUUGUUUCAUAUAGUAAAUUUGCUUUAAAUUUUACACAAAAGGCUUAAACAUACAUUUUAACAUAUUUAAAAUUCAUACUACCCAAUUUAAAAUACUGAUUUAAUACAUCUUGGGUUUAUUCACUUUUAAGGUAUAUUUAAAAUGAAGAAAAUUUGUAUAAUUUUUUAAAAAGGCUGUGUGCUGCUUGACAGUUAACAAAAACAACAUGAAGAAGACCAACUUCAGCUCUUGAUUGUACUUUCUUACAAGCACAGACAGCCAUUGACUCCGUGGAUGCAUAGUUAUUGUUCUAAUACCACUUUCUGGUCCAUUGGAGUCUGCUUGGAGAACUUAGCUCCAUACAUGUGCAGUAGGUCAUAUCUAUGUAUUCCAUGCAUGCACACUGCUGCAGCGCAUGCACACUGUUGGGUUUGUAGAGAACAAAUUUUGGGCUGCAUUCAGACGUCUGCACAGACUUCAGGAGACGAUGAAAUUAACAGACCCUCAUGUAUCACUGACACAGACAGUAUAACACUGGCCAAUUCAUGGUUUCCGCAUCUCAGUGCAAACCAAACUGUAGCAUCGUGUCAGUGGUAAGUCCUGAGGUGUGUUGAGCUAGCGACAGGCUAGCGGACCCAGCACGGGAUUUCUGGAGAAUUUAAAACACCGUAAUCUGUUUGCGCUCUGUCAAUGGAAAGCAUGCAGGUACAAGGGGUUGAUCAAAAAGUUGCAAGACUGUUCACGCGUGUGCAACAUGUGCAAGCAAUAACUGUCAGAGUCACGAUGCUGCAUGACAUCACGCUGUCAGCAUCAGGACCUGUGUUAGGCAAGUUCUUGUGACCACUGGUUUGUAAUUUCACCGUGGAGCUCAAACUUUCAUGGAGAGCAUCACAUUCUGUGUCAGUCACCUUCACGUGGAUUAUCAUCAUUGGUGACCAGAGGAGGGUCUGCAGCUACCAUCAAGAGAAGAAGCAGCAGAUUUCACAGCUGCAGUCAGGAGCAUCAGGAGGAUACUUCCUGUUUUCUUCAACAUUUACAUGGUUGUACACCAGGGAUGGACUGUCAAAGCAGAUUUACUGAAAUGUAAUGAGGUAUCAGAGGGAGAACAUUUGAACAACCUGACCUGUGGUGUGAUGGCAUGAGGUUGCUCCAAUGUGCUGUGCACCCAAACACAAUUUGAUAAUUAUGCAUCCAUUUUUUGGCCACAACAACAAAGUUGCAGCUCUCCACCCAACCUACUCACCAGAUUUACCUCCUUGUAACUUCUCCCUCUUCCCCAAAUUCCCAAAUUCAAGUUGAAGGGUCAGUUAAGAGGCAUCAGUGCUCAUUGCAGUGCUUUUACAUGUUUGCAUAUCAGGACAACACUUGUAGGGAGCGCUACAAGAGUUGCAGGAGCCCUGGGAGCUCUGCAUAAGGAGAGUAUUUCGAAGUGGAUGGCAGCAAAAUUUAACUCAGGUUUUAAAAUUUUUGGGGGCACAGUCUUGGAACUUUUUGAUCAAUUCUCAUAUAAAUGAAAACACCUUCAAUGUCCGGCAGCGACUACUCCAGUUAUUACUUCUUAAUGAUGAAUUGUUACGGUCUGGAUGAAGGAGAAUCUGCUCAUUCAACCUCUCUUCAUAAAAAUAUUUGUAUUUAAGCACCACAUUUGUUUCUCAGCACAAUUGCAGUCAGUGUGCACAAAUUUUGAGUUGCACAUGGAAAUCCUCAAAGGGGUCUGUGUGGAUUCUGAUGAACUUGCAUCAUGUAUAACCUUGCAAACAGAGAAAGCAUGAACUGGUCUAUAGAGAAUUGGUCCACCAUCUUGUCUGCAGCUAGGUCCCCUUGUUACAAACACACAUAUCUCAGCAAGAAACAGGUCUUCACCCAAACCAGAUAAUCCGAGCCACCGCACUGGGACUGGGAAUGUAAGUCUUCGUUCAGUCUUAGUCACAUAAGGUCACCUCACCCAAAAAGCCAUCAUCGUUGGGAAACACAUGCCGCUGACAUCGAACCAUCUCCUCCUCCGAGUCAUACGCACCUCAUUGCUCAUGUUUGCAGAAAAAUAUGUUUAAAUAGGUUUUAACUUCAGACAAAAAUAUCCACAUUUUCUUUCCCUGUAUCAGAAGUACACGAUAAAGUCAGCAGAUGGCUCCAUUUGAAGGUGGACCUAAAAGUUCAGUUGGGUUGUAUGCCAAAGAGAAGAAGAACGAAAGUGUGGAGAAAAGCUAAUAUCAUACAGAGCACCCUUAUAUCACUGUUUAUCACCAUCAUGACUGUUUACAACCAGCCUAUCAGAUUGUAUAUCAGACUCCCGCACCAUCGCUGAGCUUUAGCCAUCCAGCCAUUCGUGCCUUCUCCAUACAAAGACAUCCCUAAAGUCCCUUCACCUGUUUAUAACUGCAGGUAAGCAUUUGGAUCAAAAUUUACAUAGAAAGCCAUCCGUGUCACCUAUGGAGAACACUUGCACCUUUUAUCGAAAGUGUAACUAAUUUAUUUAUUUAUCUAGGCUGUGUAUUUAUUUAUUUUUUGUUGGAGAAAGCGGUGAGGAAAUAUGUUGCACGUCUGGGAGAUGUAAGAGAAACAAGCAGGGGAGGAAGGUUUACUUGACUAACUGGAUGCACUCUGACCUGAGAAGCUGAAACGCAUUUUUACACAUUUGAUACGUAACAUUGCUCCUUCAUCAGUGUGUAAUAGUGACGGCAUUCUGUUAUUUAGACACCAGUCAGGUUUAAUAUACCUCAGACAACCUCACUACAGCAGUACAAUAUUUGUCAUACAGACGAUACAGAACAUCAAGUGAUCUAUAUUACAUAAUAGUAAUCUCACCUGUCUGAGGUAAAUAAACGUUCACAGCUGCUGUUCGAUCCUGAUUCAUCCUGUCUUCAUGUUGGGAUCAUUUAUAUUUACACCGAUAGGGCAUAACAUUAUGACCACCUACCUAAUAUUGUGUUGGUCCCCCUUUUUCGUGAAAAAUGCUCUGAACCCUUGGGCCUGGACAAGAGGACCUCUCCGGGUGUCCUAUGGGGUCAGGCACCAGGAUGUUGGCAGUGGAUCCUAUGGGUACUCUGGGUUGUGCAGUGGGACCUCUUUGAAUCAAACUUGUUCCUCUGCAUCUUGUUGAUGCUUGAUCAGAAUGGGGUUUAGGAAGUUUAGAGGUCAAAUCAACGUCUGGGGCGAUUGUCAUGUUCCUCAAGAUGUUUCUGACUGUUUGAUGUUUUGCGAUGUGGUUGGGUGCGUUUUCCUUUUGGGGUAGGCCGGUGACAUUUGGGAUCGCCAUUUGCAUGAAGGAGUGUAUUUGUUCUGGGACAGUGUUUAUUUGGGUGUCUAAGUCUCAUCAACACGGAUGCCAAAAUCCAAGGUUUUCCAGCAGAACACCACAAAGUACCAAUUUGAUCCAUGUUAUUCACUUCACCUAUCAGUGGUCAUAAUGCUGUGGCUCAUCAGUGCAUAAAUAAUCAUUGAAGUUACUGUUGUUGUUGUUCAAGUUGCAUAAAUGCAACGACUAACAUGAAUCCUGCUGCUGUCUGAUGCUGCAGGUGGUUAAAAAAUGUAGAUUCCUAAACAGCUGGAUGCAACAAAUUCAACUUCAGCUACUGUUUGCCUCCUGGAUUACACUCAUUAUUGGUGAAUCUCAUUAAUCUGACCUGUUGCAGUUUAAUUUUUAAUGAACAUUUCACAUUGUUUGUGCAAUUAUUAAGGAAAGUGGAUGAGAAAGGUCUUUAGUUAAUUUUCAACUGCGUCGCAUCUCGUAACAGUUCACUUUUAACACGUCACAAUUGUAAACUUCAUAGAGUUUCAUUAACAGAUAUGCAGACAUGCAUAGACUACAAGUUGCGGAAAACAAUUUAGAGGAGGGAUUUUUUCCACCAUAUUUGGUCCAAAAACAUCACAGAGAACACAACACCUUUUCCAUUACUUUACUCUAUAGUUUCACAUCUAUUACUAAACUAAAAUGUCCAUGAAAAUUACACUUUAAUCCAAUGAAGACAGAGUCUGUAAUAGGUCAGAUUAAUGACAUUCUCCAAUAAUUAAAGUUUUUAACUAAAUGGAGCUGAUGUUUGCUUCAGGCUCUUUAGGCUCUUUCCUCUGAGUUCAUUAAAUACCUACAUCAUUGGACAGCAGCAAGAUACAUGUAAGUGUCACCAAUGGUGCUCAUAUGGAUUUGGUGGUAAAGUGGUAGUAAGAUUAUCAUCACAAGUGGACAGAAUUUUCAGUCUUUAGGAAAUCAGAAAUAAACCAAGUACUUAGAUGUCUGAAGACUUAGAUAAGCUGCUAGUAGUUUGGAUUCAGUCUUUUGUUUCUUGGUACAUUUUUAUGUAUUACACAUCAUUAUCAUUGUAUAUGACAAAUAUCAAACCAUGACACUUUCCAUCACUGUGGUGUCUGAAUGCAGCUGUGAGGAACAUUAAAAGUGACAUAUUUCUGAUUGACAGAAUGCUGUUUCUUUAACAGACUGAAGAAGCAGCGAUGCUAUGUAUCUUGUGUCCAAUAGGGGUUUUACUGAAACCUUCCCAAUUCUUAUGUAGCAUACAAACACACUCGUUUCAUCACCUCCAACCCCUUUGCCAACGACUGAGCUUUUUGCUGGCACGAGACAACAGCCGUAGACUAAAACUACAACAUCCAGGCUGCAUUGCUAUGGAGGUCUCAGGACUUCUGUACGUUAUUUUUUUUUUGUUUGUUUUUUUUUGCUUUGGUGAGGUGCUUUGUGCACAACUUGUUACCUGUAAUAUAGACAGUCAGAUUUCUGGUUUCUAUUUUCUGUAACGGGAGCAGGGGAGGCGACUACCUGGACUCUUUACACACUGAAGAUUCGCCGAGCAGAACUCUGAUCAACGUCUGGAGUUCUGAUCCUUGUGGGGGUUUACUCUAAUGUGGGGUGGGUUAGGGUGGGGGGUUUUAAAUCAAAUGCAUGUCACAGCUUCUUUUUUUUUUUUUUUGCAUGAGAAAUGUGCCUGCUUUUGAGCUGUCCAGGGCAGAGGGCUAAUGCGAGUAGAAAACUGCCUGCCCUGUUGGAGGCUGUUGGGUUUCAGAUGUAUUUUAUUAAAGACUACUGUUACAUAAAAACUUAAACCAGGAUUACAAACUGUACAACAAUAAAGAAGUGUUGUUUUCUAA